UGUUUUUCUCUGUGCCGCCUCAGGUCCAUGUGAAGAUGGCUGACGAGGCAGUGUGUGUAGGCCCCGCCCCCACCAACAAGAGCUACCUCAACAUGGACGCCAUCAUGGACGCUAUCAGGAAGACUGGAUCCCAGGCCGUGCAUCCAGGCUACGGCUUUCUGUCUGAAAAUAAAGAGUUUGCCAAGAGACUGGCUGCCGAAGACGUGGUGUUCAUAGGACCGGACACCCACGCCAUCCAUGCCAUGGGCGACAAGAUCGAGAGCAAGCUCCUUGCCAAGGCAGCCAAUGUCAACGUCAUCCCUGGGUUCGACGGGGUUGUCGAGGUGAGCUAUACUGUCAACAUGAUCGUCCUGGCAACAAAUCUACAUUUAAUAGUACCGCUCAGAUCUGGUCUUCAUUAUCCCUCAUUCUACACACAGGCUACCCGGUGA
Molecule: messenger RNA, 431 nt
Organism: Oncorhynchus masou masou (cherry salmon)
Lineage: Eukaryota; Metazoa; Chordata; Actinopteri; Salmoniformes; Salmonidae
Product: propionyl-CoA carboxylase alpha chain, mitochondrial-like
Exons: 4
Coding region: 36-431 (131 amino acids)
Cellular component (GO): mitochondrion
Molecular function (GO): propionyl-CoA carboxylase activity
Source: RefSeq, a predicted model, not a curated record